ACUCCAUGGUCUAGAAUACAUGUAGAUUACGCUGGGCCCUUUCAGGGACAAUUCUUCCUGGUUGUUGUUGAUAGCCAUUCCAAAUGGCUGGAGGUCGUGCCUGUGUCUUCUACCACAGCUGCCAAAACUAUUCAAGUGUUGAGAAACAUUUUUGCUACACACGGGUUGCCAGAUGUUCUGGUGUCAGAUAACGAUCCUCAAUUUACUUCUACUGAGUUUCAGGGAUUCCUACAGGCCAACAUGAUCCGCCACGCUGCUUCGGCUUCUUUCCAUCCUUCCACCAACGGUCUGGCUGAACGGAUGGUCCGCGUCGCCAAGGACGCCCUCAAGAAGCUGACUUAUGGCAAUUGGCAUCACAGGUUGGCUGACUUUCUUCUAGCCCAUCGUACUACUCCGUGCACUGCCACGGGUAAGUGCCCGGCUGAACUCCGCUGGGGUCGUCGGCUCGUGACUAAAUUGGACAGGCUGCAU
This is a messenger RNA of Protobothrops mucrosquamatus (brown spotted pit viper), 471 nucleotides long. RefSeq lists its product as uncharacterized. The record is from RefSeq and is a predicted model, not a curated record. The transcript has a single exon. Gene Ontology annotation, molecular function: nucleic acid binding. Lineage: Eukaryota; Metazoa; Chordata; Lepidosauria; Squamata; Viperidae. The annotation marks the transcript as partial. Gene Ontology annotation, biological process: DNA integration.